UGGGAAAAAGUGUCUGGGCUUCUCCACGUGAGGCUCGCUGUGAGCGCGGCUGCGGUGCAGGUGGCGGGCGUGCGGUGGCCGUGACAGGGGCAGUCCCUUCGGGGUUUUAGUCAGGAGGUAAAUCCAUGCGGUUGUGUGUGUGUCGGGGGACGGGAUUCCCGCGGCAGUGUCCCGGAGCCGCCUGAGGGCGAGUCCCCUCGUGAUGGAACCUCGCCGCGAGUAGGCUUGAAGACGCGGCGCGCGGCGGCGGCGGCGGCGGCAUCAUGAAUCUCCUACCGAGAAGCUCCAAGGAGUUUGGCUCUGCGGACUACUGGGAGAAGUUCUUUCAGCAGCGAGGAAGGAGGGCUUUCGAGUGGUACGGAUCGUACCUGGAACUGUGCGAGGUGCUGCACAAGUACAUCAAGCCCAAGGAGAAGGUGCUUGUAAUUGGAUGUGGCAACUCAGAGCUGAGCGAGCAGCUAUAUGAUGUGGGCUAUCAGGAUAUAGUGAACAUUGACAUCAGUGAAGUCGUCAUUAAGCAAAUGAAGGAGCGCAAUGCCAGCCGAAGGCCCCAAUUGAGCUUCUUGAAGAUGGACAUGACACAGAUGGUGUUUCCUGAUGCCUCAUUCCAGGUGGUGUUGGACAAGGGCACCCUGGAUGCUGUCCUGACAGAUGAGGAGGAGAAGACCCUGCAACAGGUGGACAGGAUGCUGGCUGAGGUUGGCCGUGUCCUGCAGGUGGGCGGUCGCUACGUCUGCAUCUCCUUGGCUCAGGCUCACAUCUUGAAGAAAGCAGUGGGUCACUUCUCUCGGGAGGGGUGGAUGGUGAGGGUGCACCAAGUGGCCAGCAGCCAGGAGCAGGUGUUGGAAGCAGAGUCUCGGUUCUCCCUGCCUGUCUUUGCCUUCAUCAUGACCAAGUUCAGGCCAGUCCCUGGCUCUGCCCUUCAGAUCUUUGAGCUGUGUGCUCAGGAGCAGGGCAAGCCCGUGCGGCUGGAGAGUGCUGAGCGGCUGGCUGAGGCAGUGCUGGAGCGGCAGCAGUAUGCCUGGCUGUGCAGCCAGCUGCGCCGCAAGGCCGGGCUGGGGAGUGUGUCCUUGGACUUGUGCAGUGGGGACACGGGGGAGCCACGCUACACUCUCCAUGUGGUGGACAGCUCCACUGUGAAACCAUCGCGGGACAAUCAUUUUGCCAUUUUCAUCAUCCCCCAGGGUCGAGAAACUGAGUGGCUUUUUGGUAUGGAGGAGGGUCGGAAGCAGCUGGCAGCUAGUGCUGGCUUCAGGAGACUGAUCACAGUGGCUCUGCAUCGAGGUCAGCAGUAUGACAGCAUGGACAGCAUUCAGGCUGAGCUGUCGCCUAGAGUCAUGGAGCUGGCCCCAGCUGGAAUGCCCUCCCAGCAGCAGGUACCAUUUCUGUCUGUGGGUGGUGACAUUGGUGUCCGGACUGUUCAGCACCAAGACCACAGCCCCAUGAGUGGCGACUAUGUUAUCGAGGAUGUGCAAGGGGAUGACAGACGAUACUUUCGGAGGCUGAUCUUCCUCAGCAACAGGAAUGUGGUUCAGUCUGAGGCCAGGUUACUGAAGGAUAUGUCUCACAGAGCCCAUAAGAAACGGAAAAAGGACAAGAGGAAACAGCGGCCUGCGGAUACUUCUGAGGACCUCCCUCCUGCCCCAGGACAGUCUAUUGAUAAGAGUUACUUAUGCUGUGAACACCAUAAAGCCAUGAUUGCUGGCCUUGCCUUGCUGAAGAAACCAGAUUUGCUUCUAGAGACACGAAUGACACUGUUAGUGGUGGGCUUGGGUGGUGGUAGUCUUCCUCUCUUUGUUCAUGACCAUUUCCCAAAGUCUCACAUUGAUGCUGUUGAGAUCGACCCCUCCAUGUUGGAAGUGGCCACUCAGUGGUUUGGCUUCUCACAGAGUGACCGGAUGAAGGUACACAUUGCAGAUGGCCUGGACUACAUUACCAGCCUGGCAGGAGGAGAGGAAGCACGGUCUUGCUAUGAUGUUAUAAUGUUUGAUGUAGAUAGUAAGGACCCAACACUGGGAAUGAGUUGUCCACCCCCAGCAUUUGUGGACCCGCCUUUCCUGCAGAAGGUCAAAAGCAUCCUGACUCAUGAAGGUGUAUUUAUCCUUAAUCUCGUGUGCCGAGACUUGGGGCUGAAGGACUCAGUAUUGGCUGGGCUCAAAGCAGUUUUCCCCCUCCUAUAUGUUCGGCGAAUCGAGGGAGAAGUGAAUGAGAUUUUGUUCUGCCAGCUGCAACCGGAACAGAAGCUUGCCACACCAAAGCUCCUGGAAAUGGCCCAGGCCUUGGAGCGGACCCUGAGGAAACCUGGGCAGGGUUGGGACGACACCUAUGUCCUAUCAGAUAUGCUGAAGACAGUGAAGAUCGUGUGACUGCUGAGGCAGGGAGCCACCUCCUCUUCCUGCCCAAAAUACCUUGAACUCUUGGCCUGUUAGAGAUCGAAGAAGUACAACACACAGUACUUUCAGACUUGGUGUUUUUCUUGGUUUCAUACUCAGCUACAUGCAGCCUCCAGCUUGGUGAGGCUCUGAAGAUCUGGGAAAAUAAAAGUCCUCUUCAGUUUCAA
This is a messenger RNA of Jaculus jaculus (lesser Egyptian jerboa), 2560 nucleotides long. It is a transcript of the gene Mettl13, whose product is annotated as methyltransferase 13, eEF1A lysine and N-terminal methyltransferase. NCBI's taxonomy places the organism in Eukaryota, Metazoa, Chordata, Mammalia, Rodentia, Dipodidae. The coding region runs from base 264 to 2366 and encodes 700 amino acids. The transcript has 8 exons. The record is from RefSeq and is a predicted model, not a curated record.